AUGUUGAUCGACAGAUUGGAGGACGAGGCUGUGGCUGAAGAUGGUGAUGAGGUUGCUGAGGACGAGCCCCAAGAUUUAGAGGCCAAGGAAGAGGACGUGCCACCUCAGAUUUCAUUGCAUGCCUACUCCGGAUCGGCAACACCGAAAACGCUAUGCGUGGACGGCAUGAUCAAAAGACGUGUGGUGUGUAUCCUCAUAGAUACGGGCAGCACCCACAAUUUUUUGGAUGAGAGGCUCGUCAAACAGAUCGGUCUCAUAGCAGAGCCGACAUUGGGCUUCGACGUGGCAUUGGGUGACGGAGCCAUGUUGAGGGCGAAGGGCAUAUGCCGAGGCAUCACUUUGACGAUCCAGGGCAGCCAAUUCAAGCUCGAUCUCUAUCCGUUGGCAUUACGAGGAGCUGAUUUGGUCCUUGGUACGCAGUGGCUGCAGAGUCUUGGCCCGGUUACAUUCGACUUUGCCGAGAUGUGGGUGACUUUCAGACGGAGCGGACGGCGAGUUAGAUUGGAUGGCAUUCGGCCUAGCCCAAGGGCUGCACUUCAGCCCCUAGUCGGCUUGCCCGGACCCGGCGCGCACAGCUACUUGAUGCAGCUCUUAACUCUGUCAAUGGAGACCACGACGGAGGCAGAUUUAUUUGAGGAGCCUCAUGGUCUUCCACCUGAGAGGGAGCACGAUCAUCAUAUAGAGAUUGUACCGGGAGCAGAACCGGCGAAUGUGAGGCCUUACCGCUACCCGCACGUUCAGAAGGAGGAGAUCUCAAAGAUGGAGCACCUAGAGCACUUAGAGGAAGUGCUGAAAAUUCUGCGCAGAAAUCAAUUGAAGGUAAAGCGAUCCAAGUGCCUAUGGGCCGAGCCGAAGGUCGAGUACCUAGGCCAUGUCAUCUCUGCUGCAGGUGUGGAGCCGGACCAAGCAAAGAUACAUUGCAUGACCGAUUGGCCGCUACCCAAGUACCAAAAGGAGCUGCGAGGAUUUUUGGGCCUAACCGGUUAUUACCAUCGGUUUGUGGAGGGAUAUGGAAAGAUCACCGCGCCACUGACCCUGUUGCUACGAAAGGGCGAGUUUAGAUGGACCGAGGCAGCGAUGGAAGCGUUCGAGAAGCUCAAGGAAGCCAUGACGACGGCCCCGGUUUUGGCGCUACCCGAUUUCGCCAAACCGUUUGUAGUCGAGUGCGAUGCUUCCGGUGCCAGCAUUGGUGCUGUUUUGAUGCAGGAGGGAUGGCCAAUUGCUUUCAUGAGCAAGGCGUUGUCCCCUAGGACCCGCUCGCUGUCCACAUAUGAGAGGGAGAUGAUGGCGGCAGAUUUUGAGCUCUUAGAUCGUGAUGCUACCUUACGGCGGUUAAAGUUCCACAUAACGACUGCGCAGAACAGGAUGAAGCAGCUGCAUGAUCGGAAGCACAGAGAUCUAGUAUACGAGGUGGGCGACUGGGUAUACGUCAAGGUGCAGCCUUAUCGACAGUUGACACUGCAGCCCAUGGCGAACCAGAAGCUCUCUCAUCGCUUCUAUGGGCCCUUUUAG
Phoenix dactylifera (date palm) is the source of this 1512-nucleotide messenger RNA. Lineage: Eukaryota; Viridiplantae; Streptophyta; Magnoliopsida; Arecales; Arecaceae. The record is from RefSeq and is a predicted model, not a curated record.